GUCGCAAGAUGGCGGCGCUGAAGGAGGCUCGGAGCUACGGGCUGUCGUGCGGGCGGGUGAGCGACGGCAGCAGGGUGUCCGUGUUCCACGUGAAGCUCACCGACAGUGCCCUGAAGGCCUUCGAGAGCUACCGCGCCAGCCAGGACUCCGUCUCGCUGAGGCCGUCCAUCCGAUUUCAAGGAAGCCAGGGGCACAUCUGCAUCCCGCAGCCGGACUGCCCGGCGGCGGUGCGCACCUUCUCCUUCUACCUCUCGCACAUCGGCCGCGACAGCCCCCAGGGCAGCUUCGACUGCAUCCAGCAGUACGUGUCCAGCCAUGGGGGCGUGCACCUGGACUGCCUGGGCAGCAUCCAGGACAAGGUCACCGUGUGCGCCACCGACGACUCCUACCAGAAGGCGCGGCAGAGCAUGGCGCAGGCCGAGGAGGAGACGCGCAGCCGCAGCGCCAUCGUCAUCAAGCCCGGAGGCCGCUACCUGGGCAAGAAGGUACAGUUUCGGAAACCAGCCCCGGGGGCGACGGACGCCGUGCCCUCCCGGAAGCGGGCGACCCCCAUCAACCUGGCGAGCGCCAUCAGGAAGAGCGGCGGCGGCGGCGUGAGCGGGGUCGGCGGGGUGGCCCAGAGGCCCUUCCGGGACCGGGUGCUGCACCUGCUGGCGCUGCGGCCCUACCGGAAGGCGGAGCUGCUGCUGCGGCUGCAGAAAGAUGGGCUGGCGCAGGCGGACAAGGACGCGCUGGACGGGCUCUUGCAGCAGGUGGCCAACGUGAGCGCCAAGGACGGCACGUGCACGCUGCGGGACUGCAUGUACCAGGACGUGCAGAAGGACUGGCCCGGCUACUCGGAGGGGGACCAGCAGCUGCUGAAGCGCGUGCUGCUCCGGAAGCUGUGCCAGCCGCAUGGCGCCAGCGGCCUCCCCGGCGACUCUGCAGCCUCCAGCCCUCCCCGAGAGCCCGGCUGCUCGGCGUCCCCCCCUCAGAAGCGGCCGCAGCCCCCUGAUUUCAUCGACCCCCUGGCCAGCAAGAAGCCCAGGAUAUCUCACUUCACCCAGAGAGCCCAGCCUGCCGUCAAUGGGAAGCCAAGUGCACCCGACGGCCGCGAGGCCCUGCUGCCCACCCCCGGGCCGCCAGCCGGCGCCGACACCCUGAGCUCCAGCGCCCACCUGCCCCCACGGUUGCAGCCCCCCAGGGCCCACGACCCCCUGGCCGACGUCAGCAACGCCCUGGGCCACGGCGCUCGAGACUGUGGACGGGGAGAGACGGCGGCCCCAGCCCCCCCGCCCCCCGGCCUGCCCCUGCCGACGGACUGUGCCCAGCCCGGCAGCCCCCACGGCAGCCCCGCGCGCAGCAAGUCCCGCAGGAAGUCCAAGAAGCACAAAGAGCAGGAGCGCGCGCCCGAGGAGCGGCCCCACGCCCAGCCUCCGGAGCCCGUGCCCGCCACCCCGGGGCUGAACGGAACCUGCAGCGGCGCCAGCGCGCCCGCGCCCACGUCCACGUCAGAGACGCCCGACUACCUGCUGAAGUACGCGGCCAUCUCGUCGUCGGAGCAGCGGCAGCGCUACAAGAACGACUUCAACGCCGAGUACAGCGAGUACCGCGACCUGCACGCGCGCAUCGAGCGCAUCACGCGGCGCUUCACGCAGCUCGACGCGCAGCUCCGGCAGCUCUCGCAGGGCUCCGAGGAGUACGAGACCACCCGAGGGCAGAUCCUGCAGGAAUACCGCAAGAUCAAAAAGACCAACACCAACUACGGCGCCGAGAAGCUGCGCUGCGAGUACCUGCACAGCAAGCUGGCGCACAUCAAGCGGCUCAUCGCGGACUACGACCGGCGCCAGCUGCAGGCCUGGCCCUAGCGGCCCGCGGAGCCCCCGCCCGCUGCCUUUUCUAGUUUUAUACAGAGGCCGCCGGCGCCUGCGCACAGACUCCAGUCUAUUUUUGUACAGAGCAGAGUCCUUUUUGUAAACCUGUGCCUCCCCCGGCGCUGCCGCGCCCGCCCCGCAGUGUUAGGCGCACGCCCCGCGCCCCCAGGCUCCACUUCCGGCCGUGUGGGCCAGGGUCUGUCGCCGCCCCCCACCCCCACCCCGUGCUGCUGCUCUUCCUCCGCACUGUCGGGACCACUCGGUCUCCACGCCGCUGCGCGCUCCGUCCACGCGUGGGGCCCGGGGGCGUCCCAGCAGGGCCACUGCUGGGCUUGCACUCAGGGAGGCCCGGCCCCGGGGCCCGGGGGCGCAGGCUCCACGGACGCCCCACUUGCUGCUUUGUCGCUGUGCCUCAUGUCCCCUGGCCGCGGGGGCUGUGUGCGUGCGCCAGCGUGCGUGUGCGUGUGUGUGUGCGUGUGUGUGCGCGUGCCCGUGCGGCUGGGGCAGAGCCGUGUUGGAAUGCGGCGGGGCGGCGAGCUGGGGCGGAGGGUGGACCGCAAACACAGAUGCCUCUGUGUUGGGCCGCGGGGGGCUGCUCCUGCCUCCUCUCCGCCCGCCCGGUCCGUGGGGAGGGGCGGGGCCGGCCGAGUCCUCUGUCUUCCCUGCCCCGCGGGGGCGGCCAUGCACUUGGUGUUUACAGGAAUUUUUCACUUUUGCCAAAACGUUGGGAUUGGAAGGCGCCCCCCAGUGCCCCCUUCUUUCUUAAAAGGCCUUUUGUACACCACAGGUGAACGCUGGGGGUUUUUCAACCUACAAUAAAUUUCACUGACGGAACCCAGCAGCGCGGGCUGCCUGGCUGGCGCGUGU
Lepus europaeus (European hare) is the source of this 2720-nucleotide messenger RNA. It is a transcript of the gene ELL, whose product is annotated as elongation factor for RNA polymerase II. Gene Ontology annotation, biological process: transcription elongation by RNA polymerase II; snRNA transcription by RNA polymerase II; positive regulation of transcription elongation by RNA polymerase II. Gene Ontology annotation, molecular function: cis-regulatory region sequence-specific DNA binding. The transcript is spliced from 12 exons. The record is from RefSeq and is a predicted model, not a curated record. Lineage: Eukaryota; Metazoa; Chordata; Mammalia; Lagomorpha; Leporidae. Gene Ontology annotation, cellular component: transcription elongation factor complex. The coding region runs from base 9 to 1847 and encodes 612 amino acids.